GCUCUCUCCCUCCAUUUUCUCCUUCAGCAUGCGUUCACUUCGCCAGUGGUCCAACCAACCAUUCUCCAUAACGAUUUCUCUAGGUUUUCUGCAAGAGCCCAUCAAUUUCCUAAAAACCCUAAAAGAGGAUAGAGGAUAUAUGUCUUCCUUUCCUGAAAACCCUAAAAGAGGAUAGAGGAUAUCUGUCUUCCUUUGAUUGCCAUGGCUUCUGAUUUUGGUAUCGAGUUUCUGUUCUUCAUGUCCUGAAACCUUAAAACGCUUUAGAUCCAAAUUUUCACACCACGAAUCCACCAAGUCCUGGAAACCUUGGAAAAUGUUGGAGCCUGGUUACUGGUUGCAAUGGCAAGUCUUUGUGUGUUCCCUUUCUUUUAUUAUACCGAUUAUUGGAGCCUUGGUGGUUUUAUUCAAGAAGAGGGAUGCUCCUUUAAUGGCUACGGAUCUUUGGAUGCCAUGUUGGAGAGGCCUUCAUCCUGGUUGGCUUCUUGGUUUUAGGGUUUUUGCUCUGUGUGCCCUGACUGGGAUACUAUCCAAGAUGAUAGUUGUAGACAAGUUCUAUGCGUUCUACUUUUAUACACAAUGGACCUUUACGCUAGUCAUUUUCUACUUUGUGCUUGGUACGAUUGUUUCAGCACAUGCAUGCUGGGAGUAUUUCAAAAAGGGAUCUGUUAGUAAUGAUGAAAGGACUACAUUUUUGAGAAGGGAUAUAGAAGAGAAUAUGGGUCAUGGAUCAAAUGGAAUGGAAGGUAAUAUCAAAUUGCAAGGCAACCAUGAGCAGAAGGAGACUAAGCAGAGAGCUAGAUUUUUGGGAUACACCAUGCAAAUUGUUUAUCAGACUUGUGCAGGUGCUGUGGUUCUGACUGAUGUUGUAUUCUGGCUUGUCAUAGUUCCUUUUCUCAACGAUGACAGAUUUAGUCUGAAUCUGUUAAUGGGGAGUAUGCAUAGCCUCAAUGCUGUAUUUCUCCUUCUAGAUACUGCUCUCAACAAUAUGCGAUUCCCUUUCUUUCGCAUGGCGUACUUUGUGCUUUGGAGUUGUAUCUAUGUCAUUUUCCAGUGGGUUAUUCAUGCGUGUGGCGUUUCCUGGUGGCCUUACCCAUUUCUGGAGCUCUCCACUCCUUGGGCACCUUUGUGGUACUUCUGUUUGGCUCUUGUUCACAUCCCAUGCUAUGGUAUAUAUGCCUUGAUUGUAAAAUUGAAAUAUUAUUUUUUGCAUGCUGGUGUAAGUUCAAAUUAGAAUAUUGCUUUGAUUAUUCUCUUGAGAAAUUGGGGAAUGCUUCAAUAUAAGAAAAAACUUCUACAUGUGGUUAGAAUUUCAGGUUUGUCUUUUUCUCAAUUUCUUCCACUUUAUGCUAUGAUUUUCAAUAGCAUCAAAUACAGAGAAAAGAGUGUCUAUAUUUCUGUGACAGUAAAGAGACUAAAAAUGUACUGAGUCCAGCUUGUGAAAGGUAUGUGUAUGGUAAUGAUUUAUUAGGUAAUAUUUACUGUUAACUAUAAGGCUUGUUUUGCCACUCUCUUUUAGUUUCUUGGAAAGGUCAA
This is a messenger RNA of Amborella trichopoda, 1533 nucleotides long. RefSeq names its product protein rolling protein. Lineage: Eukaryota; Viridiplantae; Streptophyta; Magnoliopsida; Amborellales; Amborellaceae. Gene Ontology annotation, cellular component: membrane. The record is from RefSeq and is a predicted model, not a curated record.